AACGGAGAGCCGCCGCCGCCGUCUGAGAUGGUCCAUGGUCGCGCCAUAGAUCUUCUCCCCUGCGUUCAAGCGGAGAAAAGGUGCAUCUCUGAGGCUUUGGUCGUAGGCUCUUUGGUGUUUUGUUUUGUAGAUGCGGUGGUCGUCGCGGAUGGACUUCCUUAGCCCUGCUGGAGUGGCUUGACCUCGCGGUGGUUGCCUGUAAGUUUUUUCCUCCGAUUUAUGUCGGCUUCUGGGUGCGAAGGCCGGCAUCAGAUUCCAGUUCGUGUUUUGCUCUGCUGGCGUGGUUGUUUUUUCUCUUCAUUUGCUUUGGGUCUGUGCUCCUGGAUUAACUGAUACGAGGUUUCAGUAUCAAGAAAGCUCGUUAGGGAAACGAUAUCACAGCGGAGAACUGAAGAUCCCUGUUAAGGAGAGGGAAAUAGGGGAUUCCCCAUCUCCAGUUUUGUCUUAAUACCUUGUCAAGCAAACGCUUUGGUUCAGCGAGCAGUGGGAGUUCUUUGAACUUUGGGCCUUCGAGGAAUUUCUGCUUUUCCUCUCUGAAAGAUGAGCUGCAUCGAUAAUUGUAGAGACGGUAAAAUUGAUGAAGAGGAGUUCCGGCGCCCAUGUGGGAACAGAGUGGCGGAUGACUCUCUUACUCUGGGCCGGCACGCUUUUGGGAAAAAUGGUACUUAUCCGUCUUCACAGCUUGAUAUCGAUGAGAAGCUAUUGAUUGAUCCAAAAUUACUUUAUAUCGGAGCCAAGAUUGGAGAGGGAGCGCAUGGAAAAGUCUAUGAGGGGAAGUACCACGAUCAAAUUGUUGCUAUCAAGGUUCUCAAUAGUGGUAGCACUCCUGAGGAGAAGGUGACUCUUCAGGCUCGCUUUAUUCGAGAAAUAAAUAUGAUGUCCAGGGUUCAGCAUGAUAAUCUUGUAAAGUUUGUUGGUGCCUGCAAGGAUCCCUUUAUGGUGAUUGCCACAGAGCUUCUUCCGGGAAUGUCAUUGAAGAAAUAUUUGAGCAGCAUGCGCCCCAAACAACUAGAUACUCAUACAGCAAUAAGCUUUGCACUUGAUAUUGCUCGUGCGAUGGACUGCUUACAUGCUAAUGGAAUUAUACACAGAGACUUGAAACCUGAUAAUCUGUUGCUUACUGCAAAUCAGAAGAAUGUGAAGCUUAUUGAUUUUGGACUUGCAAGAGAAGAAACAGUUACUGAGAUGAUGACGGCUGAAACUGGGACUUAUAGAUGGAUGGCUCCAGAGUUAUAUAGUACUGUGACUUUGCGUCGCGGUGAGAAGAAGCACUACACCAACAAGGUUGAUGUGUACAGCUUUGGCAUUGUCUUAUGGGAGUUGUUGACCAACCGAAUGCCUUUUGAAGGCAUGUCUAACUUGCAGGCUGCAUAUGCUGCAGCUUUUAAGCAAAUGCGACCACCGCUGCGGGACGAUGCUCCGCCAGAGCUGGUGUUCAUAGUGCAAUCCUGCUGGGUGGAGGAUCCCAACACGCGGCCCAGCUUCAGCCAGAUUAUUAGGAUGCUGAACGCCUUCCUUUACACUCUCCCACCACCGCCGUCAUCAGAACCAGAACCGGAGACCAGUUUUCCAUCAGCAAUGAGCACAAGGGGCACCAUCACGGCGACAUCUGCACGCAGAGGCGGCAAGUUAUCUGUUCUCCGCAAGCUCUUUGCCGCAAAGAAGGAAAGCAGCAGAAGUGCAUAAGCAAUCAAAAGAGAUUAGUGGUUUUCUAGAAGUCCAGCAAAAGGACUGAUGAAUUAUAGACAACAUGUAUUACAGGAGAAAUCAUGCUCUUUUUGGCAAAUGUAAGAAAAACUAGUUAAGUCCAAUAUUUAUAGCUAAUCUGAUAUUCUAACUCA
This is a messenger RNA of Zingiber officinale, 1841 nucleotides long. Its product is annotated as serine/threonine-protein kinase STY13-like. Bases 541 to 1686 code for a protein of 381 amino acids. Lineage: Eukaryota; Viridiplantae; Streptophyta; Magnoliopsida; Zingiberales; Zingiberaceae. The transcript is spliced from 7 exons. The record is from RefSeq and is a predicted model, not a curated record. Gene Ontology annotation, biological process: protein phosphorylation. Gene Ontology annotation, molecular function: protein kinase activity; ATP binding.